Messenger RNA from Drosophila eugracilis, 2056 nucleotides. RefSeq names its product NEDD4 family-interacting protein 1-like (gene Ndfip). Gene Ontology annotation, biological process: ubiquitin-dependent protein catabolic process; metal ion transport; positive regulation of protein ubiquitination. The record is from RefSeq and is a predicted model, not a curated record. Lineage: Eukaryota; Metazoa; Arthropoda; Insecta; Diptera; Drosophilidae. Bases 116 to 922 code for a protein of 268 amino acids. The transcript has 2 exons. Gene Ontology annotation, cellular component: endoplasmic reticulum; perinuclear region of cytoplasm; Golgi apparatus. Gene Ontology annotation, molecular function: WW domain binding.
UGUGUGUGUUUGGCAACAAAAUUUCGAACAAAAUCAAUAAAACGGAAACGUGAGAGAGCGCUGCGCAAAAGAGAAAAGCAAACGCAAUCGACCAACGCAUAGAAGAAAACAAGUAAUGCCGCACAACAACCAACCAUCGCCCGGGGACGAUCAAUUAGGACCGCCAAAGGCUGACUUUAGUGCGCCGCCGCCGUACGAGGCCAACCUGGGCCAUGGCCAGCAGGUGGCUCUGCCGGCUCAGAUGCCAACGCUGGCCCUAGCCACACCCGAUCCCAGUCAGAUGCAGAUUCCAAUGCAGAUGCAAGUGCAGCUGCCGGGCCAGGCGGACCUGAUGAAUGCACAACUGCCGCCGGAGAUACACGGGAAGCUGCCCACCUACGAGGAGGUGCAGAUGGAGAAGUCGCUAAACGGAGAGCUGCCGCCCGCCUUUUUGACUCUGCCCUCCUCACAGCAGCUUCCACCACCUCCGAAUCCGCUGCUGCCGCCAAAUCCGCUGCGCGAUGGCGACGCUGUGCGUUCCGCUCAGCAGGCAAUCACAUUCGUUGCCAUUGGUGCCAGCGAUCCGGAAAACAGCCUGUCCACCACGGACAACUUGCUCGGAACGGACAUUAUGUUUAUCACGGCCUUUAUUGUGGCGUUUCUGUUUAACUGGAUUGGCUUCUUGAUGCUUACCUGUUUUUGUCACACAAUUGCCGCCCGAUAUGGAGCACUGUCGGGAUUCGGACUAUCGCUGGCCAAAUGGACGCUGAUCGUGAAGCACUCAACGGACUUGGCUUCGCACGAAAACUCCUGGCUUUGGUGGCUGAUCUGCGCCUUUGGCUUCUUGAUCAGCAUACGCGCUUUAGUUCAGUAUGUGAGCAUCAAGAGAUCGUGGCGCCUGCUCUCCGCCUCCGCCCAGGAACGGCUGUUAUUCUUCUACUAGGUGCGCCAAGUGACUUUCCAGUGGCUGCCAUGUAAAUACGUUGUGGGUGGCUAGGAAGCUCGAAUCUUACUCGAUCGCAACAGUCUAUAUACCCCCAGAUCCAGCACAAAAAAUCAAUGCGAACUUAAUUUAAAGAGUUCUCGAAAUCUCUAAAAGUUUUAAAGAAUGCCAUUAAAUGAAAUGUAUUAGGCCCACGUUCCUUUUUUUUAUUUAAAUAGAAUCAAAGAGAAUGUACAAAUUAACAUUAUUUUAAAAGCAUAUUAUAUCGGGGGCAAAUCCCUUACCUUAAAUUCAGAUGCAAAACUGAUUAACUGAUUAAUUGAAAACUGUAAAAGACUUCUAGAAAAGUAAAAUUUUCUUGUAGAAACUACUUUUAUUGAAUCCUUCUAGACAUCUAAAGUAGUUGUGAACGGUGCAGCAGAUAGUGUGAAAUGGCUGCUCCACCGUUUACAAGUCUAUAAAGGAUUUGCUUCAAACUUCUAGAGAUUUCGGGAGCACACCAAGUUGCGGAUUAGUGUUUUCUCUAGUUUCUAUGUUAAAUAGCGCAACUUAGUCCACGAAACCAGAAACUGUAGGAUAAUAACGUUAACUAUGUGUGUUAAAUGGUGAGAGGCAGAUGCUUAUUCGCCUGCACCCCAAUCGAUUAUAUUUGUAAAUGUAUGUGAAAUGUGUAUGGAUAUAUAUAUAUAUAUAUAUAUAUAUAUAUAUAUAUAUAUAUCACCCCUGAUAGAUCCCCUCUACACCUCUACAAAAUCUCCCUAAGCCUUUUAGUGGCGCCCAUGCACUUAAAACAAAGACACAAAAACAAACCAAAAAAAAAAAAUGGAAAAGGAAAAUAAAAUUGAAGGUCGAAGAGGAAAAUAUGCCACUCAUAUUUUUUUGUUGAGCCUACUUUACGCUGUGGUACUUAAUUAAUUAACUACACAAGAUCCAGCAGUAAUGCGAAUGCUAAACACACAAAACCCACUAUUGCUAGUACAUAUGAUUAUUGCCUAUUAUAACGUUUAAAAUUAAUACGUUUAAUCCCUUUGUAUGUAAAUCAAACGAUGCAUAUGCAUUGCAAAAGGCGCAGAGUCGUAAGAACUGCGUCAGUUUUAUGCAAAUUCAAUAAAAUCGAAUGAUGAUUCAAAUAAA